CUGGCGUUGAAGGUGCGGAGUGCGGGUGUCUUUAGGGAAAACAUUCAUUCAUCCCUGCAGGAAAUGGUGCUGUCAUUUCUAGAGAUAUGACGUCACUGUUGCCCUAGUGAUUUAAACGUCAGUGACAGUGACAGUGAAUAGUGACUAAAUUGGAUUAUGUGUUCAAACCAUAUUCUGGCAUCAUGAAGUCUGUAUUUGCCUGCUGCGCUACCAUUUUAUCGGUCGUGGUGUUGGGAGUGGCCAGUGCUAAGAUAGGAGGAUGGGACACGUCACCUAACACGCAAUACCACAUCCAGACUGAUGAAGGACCCGAGAGAUACUUCAAGUACCAAACCCUCAGCGGCCAGUACCGCAAGGAGAAGAGGUUGGAGGAUGGCACCGUGGUUGGAUCGUACGGCUGGGUAGACUCUAACGGUUACCUUAGGCUUCGGGACUACAUAGCCGACAGCAAGGGCUACCGCAUAGUCCGCACCAAGAAGGUUCUUGUUGGAGUCGACACACCCAUUGGCGACGCUGUGUCCGCCGCCAAGAAAGUACCCAGUCAAGGAGGAGUUGGGGUCGAGAACGCGAAGAUAUACGAGAAGCCUAAGCCUUACGUGUCUUCCACUUACCGUCCUGAACUCGUGUCGAACUCUUUGGACUACUCUUCCUCCACAGUAGCACCUAUAUCGCUCAGUGACUAUUUGAAGCAGAACAAAGAGUAUCCUUCGUCGACUCCUGCACCGUAUGUGAAGGAAGUGUACAUCACACCUAACUCGUACUAUUCUUCUUAUCCUUCUAGUACUCCUGAGCCUUAUUAUGAAGCGACUACCCCGACUCCGACUCCAGCUCCAAUUAGACCCCAGACGUUCAGACCAUACUUCGACCCCAACUCCAUCUACCCCUCUGCCUCCAGGAGAGUCUACGACACGGUCGGUGCCCAGCGGUACUCUUCGGGCCGAGAUCAGGUCUCUCCGUACGAUGGCGUCUCCAUGACUCAUGAUGGAUUCCGGUACUACCUCCCCAGGCACUACCACGAGGAAGAGACACUUCCCGGAGAGAAGCGCGCCGGCAGCUUCGGCUACAUCGACCCCUUCGGCAUCCGGAGGGUCAUCUACUACAACUCCGCCCCUGGGACAGGCUUCGUGCACAGGAAGAACAACCGAUACGUCGGCUUCGACUCAACUCCAUACGACCCUAGGUUUUAAAUUGUCUAGGAUGGUCGAUUCUGUAUCAUGCACUUUUUGCAUCGCAGAAAGCGUUUACGGUUACAAAUUUAACUUUACAGACCAGUGGACAUUUUCUAUUUUAGUAGUUUCGUGGAAAUAAUUGAAAAGUGAUACAUUUUUGUUUGCUGUUAUUUAGAGUUCCUUCCAGAAACUAUUCCAACCUUAAGUAUGGAUUUAAUUACUAAAUUCAGAUGGAUGAACUCUUUAAUUCAUAAUUACUUAAAUUACUGAAAAAUCACGAGUCCAUGGCUGAUUUACUUAUCAGUUCGGUUCACCUCAAAAGCAUGACCAAGAACAUCGAAUACACAUACCACGUCGACCUGGUCGAUUCUAGUGUCAUAUUACUGUUACAUGAAACUGUGAUCCAGUUAGUUGUAUAUACGUCUCCGAAAUGAAAUGGAGAUUAAAAGUAUUCACUAAUAAUUUAUUUUACUAAAUAAUUAAAUUAGUAUUCAUUGUAAGGUUGUACAUAGAUUAGGUUAAUAAAUGUUGUUUAUUUGUGCCUUCCACUUUUACACUUUUUUCUUAUGGGUCAGGAAAACAUCUAAAACUAAAUCUUUGUCAACGCUAUACUUAGAUCAGGUCGGAUAAACCAUUUCGUCAAUCUAUUUUCCGCAAUAGCGCUGUCAACUUCAAAUCUUCCUGUAAUUGAUGUUUUUAAUUUUGAGAAACCGAUGACAUUUAUGUCAAACUGUUUGUUUCUCCAGAGUGAGACAUUGUCUUGACCUCCGUCAGCUGUGAAGAGGCGUGUUUCCCAAUCCUUGUAUUCAGAUCGCCCACUGUCACAUUCUCUAGCUCCCAUUGGUCAUCGAGACAUUGGCCUCAAUAGAUUCUUGAGUUGUGACACAACCUUCGAAGAUGGCUACGCGACAGUAAUUUCUUUCAAAUAUUCCAACGCGAGCACAAUUUUCCUUCAAAUAUUCAAAUGUAAACAGUAUUUCCCAUCCAUUACGGAAACCAAAGUGAACAAUAAUUUUUCUUCGAAGAUUCCAAUGCAAACGUUAUUUUUCCUUAUAAGCGUAAGCCUAUGCAACUUCUUCAGAAAAAUCUUCUUUUUGAAGAUUGCAAAUCCCUUUAAAAGCAUGUUGAUGUUAACAAAUACCAGUUUGCAGAACAACGUCUUAGUGUUUGUCAAUUUUUUUAUCAAAUAACAGACAAAGUAAUAAUCAAAACUACACAAUAAACAAGUUUCCUUUGAGGAUGAUUUGUAACUAAACCUAUCGUAACAAAGUUUAAUCCCAUCAAAUUCGUCCAACGUUGUUCGUGUUAAAACCUUUGAAUUUCCUUCUUGAUAAUAUAUUAUUGUUCAAAUGUUGUAUUUAAUAAUAAAUACCUGUUGAUUCUUCCUACUUUAAGUUUACAAGAUUAGCAAAUGGCAACAUCUGAAAGUGAUACAUUUGUACACUAAAUAACUUUGGAUAUUGAAAAUCAAUGUUCAUUCAACCUAGUAUUAUUCUGAUCCUACUUAUGUUUCAAUCAAUGAUAACCAUUCAAUUACAAUAUAUUGAUAAAUGAUUAUAUAUUAUAAAAUAGGUUAAUAUACAGAUUUUAUUUAAGAAUUUUUAUCAACCAAAUAAUAAGUUUUAUAAAAUCAAAACAAUCCAAAACUUGAAUGAACUAUGGUUACGAUGUCCACCUCAAGCAUUACAAUUGCUGCAACAUGUCAAAAUUAGGUCUAAGAAUUUAGUGUGAUCUAGUGAUAAGUAGAGUAAUAUUUAGUUUAGAAUUAAUUUUUGUGUAAUAAAUAUUUAAAAAAUG
Macrosteles quadrilineatus (aster leafhopper) is the source of this 2966-nucleotide messenger RNA. RefSeq lists its product as uncharacterized. Gene Ontology annotation, cellular component: chitin-based extracellular matrix. Gene Ontology annotation, molecular function: structural constituent of chitin-based larval cuticle. The transcript is spliced from 3 exons. The record is from RefSeq and is a predicted model, not a curated record. Lineage: Eukaryota; Metazoa; Arthropoda; Insecta; Hemiptera; Cicadellidae. The coding region runs from base 183 to 1187 and encodes 334 amino acids.